AGCCCCACUGACUGACAGAAAGCUACACAAGAAACACAGGAGUGAAGAAACGCCUGAACAACAAGAAGACUCAAGACUAAACAGAAGAAAGAUGCUGUGCUCUCAUGGAUUCCCGUCUGCUCUCAGUCCAUUCAUGGACUUCUCCUGGCCUGUACGCAGUCUGUGGCCAGAGGUCAGACCUCUGUUCUACCAGCAGCAUGUCAUGCAGAGAGACCUGCAGGAGCUACGCAGCAGCCUGCAGCUGAUGGACAAACUUCAACGGCAGAUCCUUGAGGACACAGAGCCUUUCAGGAGCAGCGUGGCUCUGCAGCCAGUGUCCUACCAGCUGGACAAAGAGGGAGAGCACUUUGGCCUAACCCUGGACACCCAGGGCUUUUCUCCAGAAGAUCUGUCAGUCCGGCAGGUGGGCAGGAAGCUGAGAGUCAGCGGAAAGACAGAGAAGAAACAAGAGGACGGGAAAGGCUCCUACUCUUACAGCCUGCAGGAGUUCAGACAGGAGUUUGAUCUGCCUGAAGGGGUGAACCAUGAAGACGUCAGCUGCCACCUUUCUCCAGAUGGAAAGCUCCACAUCCAGGCAGCCAAAGUUCCUUGUAUUGAGGGGAUGGAGAGAGAGCUGACUAUCAAGAGGAGCUCAGAGGAAGAACCACAGCAGAGUGUGUGUUCACAGGCAGAAGACAGCAGAGCAGAAACACAGAACAGAUCAUAGAAAAAACCUGAAAACAUGGACUCACAUGUCGAUGUGCCAAUUUUUUCUUGUCAUUUUAUUGUUUAAGUGUUUUCUGCUUUUUUGUACAGUAAAAGAGUUUAUUGAAAUAUCUUUUCAAGAAGUGGUUAAUGUUUUUUUUUUUUUUUUCAUCUAUCGUCUACUAUUUUGAUCUUUAUAAGAUGUGUUUUUAUUGAAAAUAUACUAAAACUUCAAGGAUGUAAACAAAAUAGUUAAUUAAUUUAAUCUUGAAUCUAGUAAAAGUAAAUGUCAACAAGUUGACUGUGUCUUAAAGAAAAAUUUAAUUCAUGGAAUUUGCUGAAAAAUGAAAAUUAAUGUUUUACAUCUCAAUAUGAUAUAAAUGCAAAAUUCCUUUAUCUUUGGUAUUCUGUUUUAGUAAGAACAUGUCUCCUGCUCUGUCUGUUUUUUUCUCCAGUUGGGCAUGGUUUACAUUGCCACCAUUAAGAGAUUAUCUGUGCUCACCAGUAAUGACUAUCAUUAUUUUGCAGCAAGACAUGCAGGGACACACACACGGUUACACAUCCACUCUUAUGUAGUAGUAAAAUUGGGGUGGAUACUACACUUUGAAUGUAAAAAUUUCAAAUUAUUAAGAGUAAAUAAGGAAGUACUUUUUAUAAAUUCCUAUUUACUAAAGUAAACUUGAGUUCUGGGCCAAUUUCUUGAAAUAAAUUUUUUUAAGACAUCUGUCCAUCGAGGUUUUGAACUCAAACUCGUCAAGAACAUUUCAGGAUGUUUGCUUAGUAUUAUGGCUUCAUCUAAAACCUCUGAAUAAAGUGUGCUAACAGC
Messenger RNA from Gambusia affinis (western mosquitofish), 1510 nucleotides. RefSeq names its product heat shock protein 30-like. Gene Ontology annotation, biological process: protein refolding; response to heat. Bases 92 to 706 code for a protein of 204 amino acids. NCBI's taxonomy places the organism in Eukaryota, Metazoa, Chordata, Actinopteri, Cyprinodontiformes, Poeciliidae. Gene Ontology annotation, molecular function: protein folding chaperone. The record is from RefSeq and is a predicted model, not a curated record. The transcript has a single exon.